Neopelma chrysocephalum (saffron-crested tyrant-manakin) is the source of this 890-nucleotide messenger RNA. It is a transcript of the gene CCDC167, whose product is annotated as coiled-coil domain containing 167. NCBI's taxonomy places the organism in Eukaryota, Metazoa, Chordata, Aves, Passeriformes, Pipridae. The record is from RefSeq and is a predicted model, not a curated record. The coding region runs from base 257 to 562 and encodes 101 amino acids. The transcript is spliced from 6 exons.
UGAUGAGAAAGGUACUGAAUAGCAGUUAGGGAGGAAGAAAACAAAAUCCCUUUAAGCCAGAGGAAGAGAGCUGUGUUUCAGCUCUCUAGUCUUUCGACAGGCAGCCCUACUGACAAUGCUGAGCUGCACAGAACUCUCUUGAGGAAACUCGUCAGGAAAAUGAAACUGAGGAGACUGGUCCAUUUUGUAGCAAAAUAAUGAAAAUGGAAAGAACUUAAGAGAGUGACAAGGAUGAUCAAAGUGAAGAAUUAUUUGGAUGACUGAGCUGCCGAGAGACUCCUGGCUUGAAGGAACUGAUCCCAUAUCCCAAAUCGAUGGACUGGAGGAGAAGCUGGCACGCUGCAGACAGAGCAUGGAAGAGGUGGAUCUUAAGCUGCGCAGGGAGAAGCUCAGCCCUGAAGGAAGAAAGUCACUGGAGAGAGAGAGAAACUUACUAAUGACCAAAGCUGACAACUAUGAGAAAGAACUGAGUGCGCUUCGCAAGGAAAAUCGCAAGAAUGCUGCCCUUGCUGUGGCCAUGGCGUUGCUGAUUGCUCUUAUUUACGCCUGCUGGACGAUGUGAUUGCAGUCAAGAAUUCUCCCUGCUGACCAAAUGACUCUCCUGCAAGGAAUGCUUCCUCCUCUCACCACUGUGCCUCCAAGAGUGAGGAUCAGCAUUUCAAAAUGUUGUUCUUGUUUACUGUCUCCAAGCCUCAUUGUAGGGAAGAUUUUUCUCUGCAAAUUGAGGGGGACAGGAGACAAACCAGAAAUCACACCACACUUGCACUUGAAAAUCAGGUCAAACAGAGCUCAAGGUGGUGCCAUCUUACCCAAAACACAGUCAAGAUCACCCAGCCUGAUGCAGGAAGACAGUUUGUUCUCCCUUUUGAAGAGGACCCCUGUGGUUGCAG